AUGUGGCGGGACCGCACUAACCUCUACAUCUCCUACCGACAGUCGUACGCGCAUCAUCCCACACAGCGCAGCGGGUACGGAGGAGGCGGCGCAUCGGCCUCAGGCCCUUACUCGGACGCCUACUCGAGCGGCAGCUAUGCGCACGAGGACCGGCGCGGGCUGCUCUCGAGCGGCGCCUUUGAGGACGAUGGCGACGCCGUAAUCGAGAUGGACCUGCUGCCGCCGCGCUGGGCCGACGUCUCGGACGAGAUCACCGAGCUUCUUGCGGACAUUGCGACAAAGGGCCAGAAGCUGGAGAAGCUGCAUCAGAAGCACGUUCUCCCGGGCUUCAACGACGACGAGGCCAAGAGGGCAGAGGAGUCACAGAUCGAGAAGCUCACCCAGCAGAUAACGAAGGGCUUCCAUGAGUGCCAUCGCUGUAUCCAGCGCGUCGAGCAGAUGGUGCGCGAGUCCAAACAGUCCGGCACCAUCACAAGAGCCGAAGAGACCAUGGCCAAGAACAUCCAGAUCUCCCUGGCAACAAGGGUACAGGAAGCAAGCGCCAACUUUCGCAAGAAGCAGAGUGCUUAUCUGAAGAAACUUCGAGAUAUGGGAGGGCUCGGCACGUUUAGCCCCGCCGAGAGGUCAUCGACACCGCAACCCGGGUCGUACCUAGAUCCAUCACUACUAGAGUCGGAUGCCGAUCGCUCCUUCUCCCAGUCAACGCUGCAGGCAGCAACGCAGCAGAAGAUGCUUCAUUCUAACGACGCCGCCAUUGCCCAACGGGAACGCGAAAUCGAGGAUAUUGCGCAAGGCAUCAUCGAGCUGUCUGACCUCUUUCGAGACCUGCAAACAAUGAUCAUCGACCAAGGCACCAUGCUGGACAGGAUUGACUAUAACGUUGAACGAAUGAACGAGGACGUCAAGGGGGCCGACAAGGAGCUAAAGGUUGCGUCGGGGUAUCAACGCAAAACGACCAAGAGGAAGAUAAUACUGCUCUUGAUUCUCAUCAUUGUGGGGCUUUUUAUUCUUCUUCUGAUCAAGCCGAAAAAGCACGACUCUUGA
This is a messenger RNA of Purpureocillium lilacinum, 1044 nucleotides long. RefSeq lists its product as uncharacterized. Gene Ontology annotation, cellular component: endomembrane system; membrane; SNARE complex. The record is from RefSeq and is a predicted model, not a curated record. Gene Ontology annotation, biological process: vesicle-mediated transport; intracellular protein transport; vesicle fusion. Gene Ontology annotation, molecular function: SNARE binding; SNAP receptor activity. Lineage: Eukaryota; Fungi; Ascomycota; Sordariomycetes; Hypocreales; Ophiocordycipitaceae.